This is a messenger RNA of Miscanthus lutarioriparius, 603 nucleotides long. The record is from the annotation of a GenBank genome assembly. NCBI's taxonomy places the organism in Eukaryota, Viridiplantae, Streptophyta, Magnoliopsida, Poales, Poaceae.
AUGCCAAUGGAGAGGUCGGUGUCGUGCGCGGAGAGGGGAAGCAUGUACGGGGGCGGGGCGGGGGUGGACCUGCGGAGCUACAGCGCCUCGUACGCGCGGCCGCAGCCGCCGCGGUCGUCGUCGACCAGGGUGCAGCGCGCCAGGAGCGUGAGCUCGUGGGCGCGCCCGGCGCCGCCGCCCGUGCAGCGGACCGGGAGCACCAAGAGCGGCGUCGCCGGCACAGGUCGCCCCACCCCGGGUAUCAACCUGCGCUCCUACAGCGCCUCCUACGCGGCCUCCUACGGGCCCACCCUGCAGGUCGACGGCGGCGCCGGCGCCGGCGGCGGGCAGCUCAAGCGCUCCGGCAGCGUCACCAACUGGACCUCCGCCAACCGCCGCUCCGUCAACCUCAGAGGGUACACCCCGUCCUUCGCCGCGCUGGACGACACCGCCGCCGCCGCCGCCGUCCCGGCGCCCAAGAAGGUGGACGACGCCGAGCUGCAGCGGAGGAAGCGGCUCGUCGUCUACAAGACGUACGACGUGGAGGGCAAGGUCCGGGAGUCGGUGCGCCGCAGCGUCAACUGGAUCAAGGGCAAGUGCUCCGGCAUGGUGUACCGGUGGUGA